Molecule: messenger RNA, 1992 nt
Organism: Suillus subaureus
Lineage: Eukaryota; Fungi; Basidiomycota; Agaricomycetes; Boletales; Suillaceae
Exons: 2
Coding region: 1-1992 (663 amino acids)
Source: RefSeq, a predicted model, not a curated record
AUGUACCAGAUAGACAAAACGAAAAAGAGUCGCUCUUUAUCUUCCGCCGCUCGAACAUUCCUCUCUGUGGAUGACUCAGGUGCCGCCGCCGCCUUGAUGCCUGCUAUCAGCGCAGAAAAAAUGACCACCACUAAGACAACUUCCAAGAAAACGCUUUUUAAGACAAAAGAUAAAGCAAAGGCAACCUCCAUCAGGCCUGUUCGUGUCGCGGACUACGACUCCCAGGAGAUGACGAACGUACCGAAUCCUGUACCAGACACUGGCCUUCCUCCUCCAAGCGACGAUAUAGUAUAUUUCACACCGCCGCCAAUUACUGCAUCUCCUUCGGUAAUCCAUCAGUCCUCGGGCCAGGAGUAUCACGCUGCAGCGAUCACUGGCAAGUCCAUCAGCGUGAUUCCUGUGUCAACCUUCACCCCGUUGCCACCACUACUAUCUCUUGAGCCCACACCAACCUCAGGCAAUGUGCAUGCUAUCUCCCACAAUGCUGUUCAAUCAGCCCAAGUCCAAAAUCCCUCGCCUUUGCACCAAAUUUCAAAACCGGCAAUAAUUGCACUCUCUGUUGUUGGAGGUGUCGUAUUACUGGGAGUAUUCGUCGUGAUAAGGUUUUUGAGACGUCCCCGCCGUCGCAAGUGUCCAACACCCUCUCUCCCCAUUCUCCAAGAUGGUGCCUUCUCAGACCACUUUGAGAACGAAGGAUCCGGAUCUCCGGUUUUCGGAGGCAAGGAGCGAUUCUCGCCCUCGCUGAGGAGUGCACGAGGAAAUACGGGGCUCUGGACAUGGACUCAGUAUCACUCUGGAAUCCCAAAGCCGUCGCCAACUGUCACAGUCUCAAAGUCAUCGUCAGGCGAGCCCGUGAAAGGAUCAGGCAGUCAAGAGAACUUGCUUGCCGAGAAAAGGACCUCUGUUGGUGGGCAGGACCAAUAUCCUUUCACUGGACAAGGCAACUUUGGACAAAGGACCCAACCAACUCUGCAGCCUAUCCAGAAUGCAAUAACUCGCGCGGUCUCUCGGCUCUCCACUGUUUCUAUGUCUCUUUACCCGAACUCGCCAGGCAACACUACCUACUAUGGUGCGACGAACGUGGGUGUAGCCAUCGAGAGCACAGCGCCUCUGACAGGCGAUGGUCAAACUAUGACACGUGCAAAGGACAGGGUUGCGGCAGGAUGCGCGCGCAACAGCAUGGUCGCUCCCCCUAAUGCCAAAGAUGCCUCCUCACUGCGGCGCUCCCAGAGCUAUGCCUACGGUGGAAUGGACACCACUCCAACCUCACCUGGAUACGGGAGAAGCGCGCAGAACGGGGGACGUACACGCAUCAAAUCAACAUACUACACACCUGGUUCAUAUCCUCGCGCCUCCGCAGCUCCUUCGGCAUGGCCAAAAGACCGCCGACAGCAAGAUGGCCUCCACCCUGAUCGCACUCAUGGCUUGCAGCGUUCCGAGUCUCAUCGAGGCCGUGAAACACAGGCGCUGACCUGCGCUCUUGGACUAGCUUCGCCUGUCCCGCCAUCCCCUCAUCCAACGCUGUACCCGGACGACUCCAUGAGUGUGAUCGGAGAAGGAAAGAAGGUCACCGUGACAGGUACGCGCAGCCACAAGAAACCGGUUCCCAAAGCUAUGCUCGAUUACGACAAGUCAUCUUCACCUGACUCUGCAGCGCUUGGAAGUUUAAUGAUGGUGGACUUCGCGGCGUCAAAGUCGACUGCGUCGCUGGUAAAUAUACGUCCGUCCGAAGCGGCCAGGGAGAUGCGUGAGGCACAAUCUCAGGGAGGGCAGAGUUCCGGGGGGUCCGGUCAACCAAAGACGAGCUUGAAGAAGAGAGUGGAGGACAGACCACCGCGUGUCCCAUCACCUCCGCCGUUGCCAUCGCUUGCACAAAUGGCACUUGCUCACGCGAACCCUGAAGCAUAUGCUGACUACCACAGCCCGACAUACAGCAUUUAUGGGUUGUAUGAUGGGGACAGGAAAAGUCGCGGAACAUCAUUUGGAUACUGA